CAGCCCGGCUGCGCGCGGGAGCCCGGGAGGCCGCGCUCUUCGGAAGACGCUCGGGAGAGGAACAUGAACUGAAGAGUCAACAUGUAUGGGAAUUAUUCUCACUUCAUGAAGUUUCCCACAGGCUUUGGCGGCUCCCCUGGCCACUCCGGCUCCACGUCCAUGAGCCCAUCGGCAGCCCUGUCCACAGGGAAGCCAAUGGACAGCCACCCCAGCUACACGGACACCCCCGUGAGUGCCCCACGGACUCUGAGUGCAGUGGGGCCCCCCCUCAACGCCCUGGGUUCUCCAUAUCGAGUCAUCACAUCUGCCAUGGGCCCGCCGUCGGGAGCGCUAGCAGCGCCCCCAGGAAUCAAUCUGGUCGCCCCGCCCAGCUCCCAGCUAAAUGAGGUCAACAGUGUCAGCAUUUCAGAGGACAUCAAGCCCUUACCAGGGCUUCCUGGGAUUGGAAGCAUGAACUACCCAUCAACCAGCCCCGGAUCUCUGGUGAAACACAUCUGUGCCAUCUGUGGGGACAGAUCCUCAGGAAAGCACUACGGUGUGUACAGUUGUGAAGGCUGCAAGGGCUUCUUCAAGAGAACCAUAAGGAAAGACCUUGUGUACACCUGCCGCGAUAACAAAGACUGCCUCAUUGACAAGCGCCAAAGGAAUCGGUGCCAAUACUGCCGCUACCAGAAGUGCCUGGUGAUGGGCAUGAAGAGGGAAGCUGUGCAAGAAGAAAGGCAGAGGAGCCGGGAGCGGGCCGAGAGUGAGGCAGAAUGUGCAGGUAGUGGCCAUGACGAUAUGCCUGUGGAGAGGAUUCUAGAAGCUGAACUUGCUGUCGAACCAAAGACAGAAUCCUACGGUGAUAUGAACCUGGAGAACUCGACAAAUGACCCUGUCACCAACAUAUGCCAUGCUGCUGAUAAGCAGCUUUUCACUCUUGUUGAAUGGGCGAAGCGCAUCCCCCACUUCUCUGACCUCACCUUGGAGGACCAGGUCAUUCUGCUCCGGGCAGGGUGGAAUGAGCUGCUGAUUGCCUCCUUCUCCCACCGCUCCGUCUCCGUGCAGGAUGGCAUUCUCCUGGCCACGGGCUUACAUGUCCACCGGAGCAGUGCCCACAGUGCUGGGGUUGGCUCCAUCUUUGACAGAGUCCUGACUGAGCUGGUCUCCAAAAUGAAAGACAUGCAGAUGGACAAGUCAGAGCUGGGGUGCCUGCGAGCCAUCGUGCUGUUUAACCCAGAUGCCAAGGGGCUGUCCAACCCCUCGGAGGUGGAGACUCUGCGAGAGAAGGUUUAUGCUACCCUCGAGGCCUACACAAAGCAGAAGUAUCCGGAACAACCUGGCAGGUUCGCCAAGCUGCUGCUGCGCCUCCCAGCCCUGCGCUCCAUCGGCUUGAAAUGCCUGGAGCACCUGUUCUUCUUCAAGCUCAUCGGGGACACGCCCAUCGACACCUUCCUCAUGGAGAUGCUAGAGACCCCGCUGCAGAUCACCUGA
Molecule: messenger RNA, 1473 nt
Organism: Neomonachus schauinslandi (Hawaiian monk seal)
Lineage: Eukaryota; Metazoa; Chordata; Mammalia; Carnivora; Phocidae
Gene: RXRG
Product: retinoid X receptor gamma
Exons: 10
Coding region: 82-1473 (463 amino acids)
Biological process (GO): retinoic acid receptor signaling pathway; response to retinoic acid; cell differentiation
Cellular component (GO): nucleus; RNA polymerase II transcription regulator complex
Molecular function (GO): retinoic acid-responsive element binding; zinc ion binding; nuclear receptor activity
Source: RefSeq, a predicted model, not a curated record